Molecule: messenger RNA, 1054 nt
Organism: Aricia agestis (brown argus)
Lineage: Eukaryota; Metazoa; Arthropoda; Insecta; Lepidoptera; Lycaenidae
Product: tetratricopeptide repeat protein 1-like
Exons: 4
Coding region: 145-990 (281 amino acids)
Molecular function (GO): protein binding
Source: RefSeq, a predicted model, not a curated record
UUUGCUCUAUUUUGCCCUGUUUUACCCUAUUCUAUCCUAUUUUACCAUAGACUUAUUAUAUACUGUCGUAUUUUACCAAUAUUUACUUUUUGUAAUUUAUAGAAGUAAAUUAGUCACUUUUUAACCAGCAGUUUUCUUGUAAACAUGUCGGAUAGAUUGAAGAGCACAAACAACAUUUCGAACGAAGAAGUAAUAGAUGAUUUAACAAAAGAUUUGGAGUUUUCCCUGCGCACAGAGGGGCAGGAUGACUGCCCAGUUAACCCAAGUCACAGCUUAAGCGACUUUGAGCCACCGAGAGAUUUACCUGCAGAGAAUCUAACGGCCCAUCAGUACAGCGACAAUGAGACAGAAUUAGACAAGAAAUAUGAAGCCAGUGACAAAGAUGAGAGUGAUGAUGAUUCCAUCGAUGAGGUGUCACUGAAGGAUGCAGAGAUGGACCUGACUGAUGAUCAGAAGGCGGAGAGACAGAUAAUUGCUGAGCAGUUAAAAGUGGCAGGAAAUGAAGCUUUCAAGGUCGGAGAGUAUGAGAGGAGUAUAGAGAAAUAUACAGAAGCACUCAAAGUAUGUCCCCUGCAGUUCUCACAGCAACGUUCAGUUCUGUAUUGCAACAGAAGUGCGGCAAAAAUGAAGAUGGAAAAAUAUAAAGUGGCCAUCAAAGACUGUUCUAAGGCCAUUGAACUGGAUGACAAAUAUCUGAAAGCGUACUACAGGCGAGCACAAUCUUAUGAAGCCACAGAGAAAUUGGAUGAGUGUUUGGCAGACUACAAGAAGAUACUUGAACUAGAUCCAUCCCACAAAGAAGCCUCCAGCGCUGUAGUACGCCUGCCUCCUCUAAUAGAAGAGAGGAACGAAAAACUAAAAACAGAAAUGCUCGGAAAGCUAAAAGAUUUGGGGAACAUGAUUUUGAAACCGUUCGGACUGUCAACCGAGAACUUCAAAUUGGAACAAGAUCCAGAAUCAAAAGGCUAUAAAAUUAAUUUUAAACAAUAGUUUAAUGCUUACUCUCUAAGGUUACUUGUGAUAUUGUAAUAUAUUUAAGGUUAUAUUAUGUGAA